AUGUAUUUACGCCCAGGAUUCGUCGUGGUAAUCGUCGGGGGAGUUCUGACAACAAUAUCAACAAUCGUCGUGGGGCUCCGAUACUACUGCCGGUACUUUCUUGUCGGAUCCCUCAGCGCAAGCGACCAUCUCAUGUUGGUCUCUCUAGUCGUUGCGUGGGGAACUUUCAUAAUCAAUUACUACCAAGAUGUGACGAGCAGUGGCUACCGACCAGCGUACCUCCGUAGACCUGACAAAAGGCCAGAGAUCGAGGGCUACGUGCUCGGAGUACUCAUCUCCUGGUGGGCCUACCGAUUCGUCUACGUUAUAGGACUUGGCUUCAUUAAGCUCAGUAUCCUCUUCUUCUACCGCUCUAUCGCUGCCAACGUCACCUUUCGCCGAACCGUGUAUGGCAUGAUGGGGUUUGUGGUGAUGUACACAUUUUCCGCGACCAUUGCGGCAAUCUUCCAGUGCCAGAAUCCAGCGAGCGCUUGGUCCACGACAAACUACUUUGCGCAAUUCGACCCCACCCUUAAGAGAGAGCCCGCUGUGUGCUGGGAUCCAGUUCCGCUGUGGGUUUUUUCGUCGGCGUGCAACCUACUCACCGACAUCCUCCUCCUGUUGAUGCCCCUGCCGACGCUGCUGAGUCUCCGGAUACCCAUGGGCAAAAGACUAGCACUGAUUGGCAUAUUCUCUGUGGGACUGAUGGCUAUUGUUGCAUCUUCAGUACGCAUGUGGGUCAUGUAUAUGUGGGCUGAGUCUCCUUACAACUCUGCGCGAUACGGUGCGGAUCUGCUCCUGUGGGGCCAGGUUGAGACCAACAGUGGCAUUAUAUCUGCCUCUGUACCCUUUCUUCGUCUUCUCUUCCGCAACAAGGAAAGGAAGCCACAGAAGAUUUACGCGACUCCGCCAGAAGCCCAGCCCCCGACGCCGCCAAAGAACGACGAGUACAGUCCAGGCCAAGUGCCGGGUGUGGAGAUGUGGCCACUUGCAAACGAGAAGGGCCUUGAUAGGGGAGAGUCUGUUGGUUUCAUCACGAUACACGAAAGAUCGACGAUAGCGAGAGAGUCGAAUUGGGGCCCUUUCGUCACGAUACCAGAGAGCCUGAGCUCGGACGGUAAGGACAGUCCAUAUCUGGCACCUGCACUUUCGCCGCACAAGAAGGCGUGA
Bipolaris oryzae ATCC 44560 is the source of this 1149-nucleotide messenger RNA. RefSeq lists its product as uncharacterized. NCBI's taxonomy places the organism in Eukaryota, Fungi, Ascomycota, Dothideomycetes, Pleosporales, Pleosporaceae. Bases 1 to 1149 code for a protein of 382 amino acids. The transcript is spliced from 4 exons. The record is from RefSeq and is a predicted model, not a curated record.